Notothenia coriiceps (black rockcod) is the source of this 3632-nucleotide messenger RNA. RefSeq names its product ankyrin repeat domain-containing protein 33B-like. Lineage: Eukaryota; Metazoa; Chordata; Actinopteri; Perciformes; Nototheniidae. The record is from RefSeq and is a predicted model, not a curated record. The coding region runs from base 427 to 2031 and encodes 534 amino acids. The transcript has 6 exons. Gene Ontology annotation, molecular function: protein binding.
GCUGCUGUCUCUCUACAUGGGACGCUCGUGUACGCAGCACUUUAACUUUCUGCUGUAGCUUUACUCACUGCUAAAGCCUGAAUCUCAUUUCCCUGCGAGUGCUACCGGACCGGAGAACUACAACUGAACAUGGUUUCGUUUUAGGGGCGCGGGAAGAAAGAGUAUACUUGUGACGUUCACGGCUCAGAUGGACAUCAGGCUGUCAACUUUCUGUAUAUGACUGAUGGGUAACUACACGCGGCAUGCUCACCUAGUAGGCCGGUAUUCAGGUGAAGGAGUUUGUGAAAUUUAGCCCCCCGUAAAUUACUUUUUAAGGUAGAUCAUUUGGUUACCCUCUUGUCUGGAGAAACAGGCUGUCCCAUGUGCGCGCCUCGCGCCCCACGCUGCACUCUGCCCCGAGGACAGUGCCCUAGGCUCGGGAGUUAGAUGGUACUGAUCACGGACGACAGGGAUGGAGGAGGCUCUUCGUCGGUACGGCUCAAGCACCUUCAGCGGCAGCAGAAGGUCGGGGGAAACAUCACCCAGGUUCACCCGACCAUAGUGGAGGAGCCGCUGUCACACUGUGAUGACGAGGACUACCUGGGCUCGUGCGAGGAGGACGAUGAAGAGGACGAUGGAGCGGAGGAAAACGAUGAAGAUGAGUUCGAAGAAGUUGACUUUGAGAACUUGGAAGACUGUCGGAGUAUCGCGUCGGACGACUCCUUCUACCCGCCGGAUGAUGUGUUCGCGGACUCGGAAAGCACCCCCUCCCCGGAAAGCCCGGAGCCGCUGUCUUUCUUCCAGGCGUGCUGCACCAACAACGCUGCUAUCGUCCGGAUCAUGAUAAGGCACGGGGUGAAGGAGGAGGUCAAUGAGAAGGACAGGAAUAACAGGACAGGGCUGCUGGUUGCGUGUUACCAAGGUUACGUGGACGUCGUCAUAGCGCUGUCUCAGUGUCCGCACCUUGACGUCAACUGGCAGGACAACGAGGGAAACACGGCUCUCAUCACUGCCGCUCAAGCAGGCCACAUAACCAUCACCAACUAUCUGCUGAACUACUUCUCUGGCUUGGACAUCGAGAAGAGGAACUGCCACGGCUUCACGGCCCUGAUGAAAGCUGCCAUGCAGGGCAGGCUGGAGUGUGUGCGCUCGCUCAUGAUGGCAGGAUCUGCCCUGAAUGCUAGAGACUUCGGUCGCCACUUCAAUGCCAGGGAGUGGGCCUUCUUUACGGGUCGCUAUGAAACCGCCUGGGUGAUAACGCGCCUGAUGGAGCGGCCCUGCCCGCGCCAGUACUGUGAGAACUACAGUCUGGAGUGGUCCCCUCUGGCCUCGCUGGUGUCCAGGUCCCAGGAGCCACGCGGCUGUCUGAAGCGCCUGUCGGACACGGUGCGGAGCGUCUUCCACUUUGCCAACGUCACCGAGCCUGAGGAGGAAGGAGUCAUCGACCACAUGGUUUCUAUCACCACUGCCAUGAGGAGCCCUUUUAUUGCUGUGGCAUGCCACACCGUGUGUCCUGACAGCCCCCCCGCUGUGGGCAAACGGCGCUACUCAGUUCCGGAGAUCAUCCGCCGGCAGCGCGCCAAGGAUCUCCGCUCCAUCAACCCCGACCGGGUGGAGAGCCACCUCAAACUCUUCCAGAACUCCAGGGUCACUCUGGUGGCCAAACACUCUGUGGACCGCCGGGCCAGCCUCCAGGCCCAGAGCCUGAUGCCUCGGCACCGGAGCCCCAGCCUGACGCUGGGGGAGAACAACGAGGCUCUGGAGCUGCGGAGGACCAGCCUGCUGCCGCUGCACAUGGUGCUGAGGAGGAGCAGCGUCAGGCCGGGGUUCAGAGUCCCCAAAGUGAGGGUCACCAAGGCCCCCACGCCUACUUAUGAACCAGAAAAGAUCCGGAGGAAGAGCAGCGCCAAAGAUGGAGGGGGGCACCUGCUGCAAAUACCAAAGUGGCGGUACAAGGAGCUGAAAGAGGAAAGGAAGAGAGCCGAGGAGGCGGAGAGGAGGCGGCUGGAGGCGGUGACCAAGAGACACCUGGAUGCUGGGAAAAGGAAAUAAUAUAUUUACUCUGGAAGAAGACAUUUACACUACGCCCAAAUCAGACAAAGUCUAGCCUGACUUGCAAGUGUUUUGGCUUUAAUGUUUGUUUUCUAGAAUAUAUGAAUUGCCAGCAGUGUUCCUAACAUGAGACAGAAGACUGACUGUCAGUUUGGCCUCACAGCUAGCAGCUUUAGACAUGCACAAUGCUCAGUGUCCUUUAUGAUGUCAAACAGUGAUACCCAGGGGAUUUGAUACUUGAAAUGCUUUUGGUUAACUUAUUUUUCAUAUUUAUUGCUUUGGUCUAUGUUUUGAUACACUCUGAGCGCUUGAUGCAGUGUUUUUGUACUGUGUUACACUGUAGUAGAAACUUCUUUCAGAAUGUGUUCAUCUUUAUAUCGAAACAUUGGAAGAGAUUUAUUAUGUUCUGGGAUAAUGUCUUAAAUAUUAAGAGUACUAAUGGGUGCGUCAUAUUGACUGAAAAGAUAAACACAAGCUUAUUUAAAUUUGAAUGGCAAUUGGCAGCAAUAUUUGUAGAUGCUUUUUGUUAUGCUUUAUAAUGAAAACCCAUGAAUGUAUUACGUAAAUAUAUUUUAUAUUAGAGAUUUUAACGCUUUUCAAUGAAAAACUUUUUUUAUUUUGUAAUCAAAAUAGAUUUUUUCACAUACAGAUAUAUGAAAAUGUUUUUUAGUCUUAAGAUUCACGACUGAAAUGUGGAGCACUAUUGUGAUGUCACACUCACAUCUUACCAAGUGGGAAGGAGUGAACGUUUUUCUACGUGUUUACAUUAUAUACCACAUUCAUCAGGGUGAAUGUGACUCUAAGAUGGACACUGGUUUACACAGGGUACGGAGGAUGGUAACGGAAUAAACUGCUAACUGUGGAUGUGAUUGAGACAAAUAUUGAUGCCUCAGCCAUGUUGUGUUGAGUAGAUAAUAAGAAAACAAGGAGAUGUUUUACUUGAUUGAAUUUGCAACCUCAGCAUUAGGGGGAUUUGUUUAACAUUGAGAGAAGGGUGAUCUUUGGCCAAUGUGACAGUCCAAGUAGAAAUGAAGUGAUAAUCCCUAAUAAAUGGACCCUUCUGAUAAAAAAAAUAUAAUUACGGAGCAUGAGGUCAGCUCUGUUUUAAGAAUUAAAAAGUCAAAAAUAAUGGGGCGAAAAAUAGCUGUGAGUUUCAAACAGCCAGAGCCACGGGGAGAGUAAUGAUAUUACAUUGUCGGAAUUUUUUAGAACACAAUUUCACGGUCCUAACUUCUCAUGGCGAUUGCAGCUUAAGUGCCAUCCAAGAGUGUGUGUCUAAUAUACAUGGUGAUGAGUUGCUAAGGGGUUACAAGGGCAGUGUGCAGCCAAAUCACUUCUUCAAAUAAACUUCAUUGAGUUCUGAAUGGCAAUCUGCUUAGAUACUCCCCAGAGGAAGUCAUUUGAACACGACAAAAGAGGAGCAAACUGCAGCGAGUUGUUCACUCAAACUCUGAGUGUAGCAGGAUUAACAUAUUUAACAUCAACAUAAGGAAAUGUUUUAUAGGGAAAAGGCUUUUUGCUGGCAAUGCAGUAUCACAGCCGACAAUGUCUACAGUGUGCAGUUUGUUCAGAGGGAGGCUAAGUUUCCUGACCAUGAAUAA